AUGUCUGCUGUGAGCAAGCGGCCAUAUGGGUGUAGUACACGUGGUCAUAGCUGUGAGAUUAUAAUAGGUGUGUUUGCUAGGGCUUUGGGGUCGUAUGGACAUAGUAGACGUAGCCACAACGGUGAGGCGAAUGUAGAGGAGGAGACCUAUUUCUCCUCAAAGUGUAGUGAUUGUUGUGCAACAGAUUCGGAAAAGACAUCAGUGGAACUUCCGGAGAAAGAAGCGUGGAAAUAG
Molecule: messenger RNA, 234 nt
Organism: Sphenostylis stenocarpa
Lineage: Eukaryota; Viridiplantae; Streptophyta; Magnoliopsida; Fabales; Fabaceae
Source: the annotation of a GenBank genome assembly